Messenger RNA from Panicum hallii, 4152 nucleotides. RefSeq lists its product as uncharacterized. The record is from RefSeq and is a predicted model, not a curated record. Gene Ontology annotation, molecular function: protein binding. The transcript is spliced from 10 exons. The coding region runs from base 313 to 3105 and encodes 930 amino acids. Lineage: Eukaryota; Viridiplantae; Streptophyta; Magnoliopsida; Poales; Poaceae.
AGGAAAGCAAACCACCGAGGCGGCGAGGCACCAUCCAAAGGACUUUAUGGCCCUCAUCAAAUGACAGUUGAUGGCUUACACCGAUACACAUACCCGCACUGAAAUGUUUAUUUGCGCUUGCAGCUGCCUAUUCUAAGCUGCAGGACAGUCAAGUACGGGGGUCCUUCCAAGUUCCAAUAUAUCAUUCUCCAAGAGAGAAGGCCGUAAUAUCUUAGCUUCCAGCUUCCAAGGCUUCGUCCCCGAUGACUGCGCAGCUGUAGAGAAAACCUCGGGCGCUGGCAUGCAUCAGUGUCGAGGAUAAAGAUCCAUCAGAUGGCCAUGGAUGGUCCAUCUUGCAGAUUCAUCUCGUGGUUAACAUGUUUUGCAGCUUGUAUUCUCCUGGAGUCCAUUGUUUCUGCUCAUUCAUGGUGCACUCCACAUCCUAGCCCAAGGCAAGAAGCAAGGUUCGAGCAGAAGACAAACAGGUUCUGGGAGUACCAGGAACAGAGUAAUACCUGGGUGGAAAUAAGCAUGCCGUUCGACUUGAUGUCUUGUAUCAAUGGUACCUGCACAAAGGUAGGAUCAAUCACAAGGAAACCUGCCAGUUCUCCUGUUCAUAGUCAAGAGGAGGAAGAUGCAAGGCUUGAUGAAGAAGAUGGAGAAGACAGAAAUGACCCAGUCCUGCCCGUAAGGAAAAGAAUUUCCUUGACAAGAAUGUCGGAGUCAUCAGUAUGGGUGACAGGCCAAAGCGGAUCGAUCUAUGAGAGGUUCUGGAACGGGGUGAUGUGGGUGAUCGCUCCUCAUGAACUCCCUACUUCAGCUGGCCAUGCCACAGCAACUUUCAUCGUGAAUACAACUAUUCUUGCUCUGUCGGAGGCUGGAAUCCUUUACCAACUACAGCUAAAUGAGCAUGCCCAGCCUAUCUGGACAGAGAUGACUUUCAACUCUGACCAGCAGUUCACAAAUCUUGGACUAAAAACACAAAGUCAAGCUAUGCGUAUAAGAAAUGGGAUUGUAUCCAAUGACGGAAGGAAGCUUUUCCUAUCUAUCAUGAAUGGGUCCCUACUUGAGGUCACAGAAAUUCAACCUCUAAGGUGGAAUUACCAUGGGCGUCCUCCAGGAGGAGAUGUAUCAUAUAUAUCUGAUGCUGGAAAUUUGCGACCAGGGACCUUGUUCACAGUAAGUUCCACUGGAGACCUAUACGAGUUUGACAAAGAAACGAAGCCAUCAUGGAAAAAGCACAUAUGGAGUGAAGAACUGGCAGAAAGUAUUUCAUUAAGCUCAUCAGCUGGAUGUGCUUUGUAUGGUUUGUCAGGGUCUAACUCAGUGUCCCUUUUCUUGAUAUCCAAGGAUGGCAUUUUAGUGGAGCGGCGAUUGCAUAGAAGGAAGUGGAAGUGGGAUAAACAUGGAGCUCCUAUGGGUCAGAGACUCAGUUCAGUUACAGAAGUUCAGCAGGAUGAACUCAAUGAUGCAUCUUCUAUGUUUUUUACGACAACCACAGGAAAAGUAUUCGAGUAUCAGAUUCCAAAAUAUGCAGGUGGGGCUCAAAGCAAUAAGAUAAGAGGGCAAUGGCUGAAUCACAUGUCCCCUGAGCAUGCAAAGGUUGCAAGAAACGUCCGAGGUGUACAGGUUCAAGUUGGCAGAAUGAUAUUCCCACUAGAUGAUGGUAGGCUUGGGGAGCUACAUUUUUCUGGGAUUGGAGGUGCUGAUUUUGGUCCGAGUCAGCAAAAUACCGUAAGAAAGAAACUAUCAAACAAGUAUGAGUGGUCCAUCCUCGAUGCACCAGAAACAGAAGGUUGGAAUGCAGAAUAUUGCACCGAAGAGCAUGGUCCUACCAAUUGUAUUACUGGAGCAAAGAGUGUAGCUACAGGCACUGAACCAAAUGACUUGAGCAAUACCCAACCUUCCAGGAGGCGCAAAGUAGAAGAGAAGCAGCAUUACUUACAUGUUAACAGCCACCAGAGUGAUGAAACUGAACCAUACAACUUUCUAUCAAGAAGCAUUGGUCUUAACUUCCACAUGCGGGUCAUGCAUGCAGACAGAUCACUUUUUCUUAUAACUGACAAUGGCUUGACAUUUGAAUAUCUAAACAGCAAUGGUAUUUGGUUGUGGUUAAGACAUGAGCACACUACAGCCAUGAAAGGUACGCUAGGAAGCUACAUUGGCAGCUUGUAUCUUGUCGACGUGCAUGGGAACUUACAUAUUAGAGAAAGAAAUGGAGAUGAACUGUUGUGGAUUAACUGCACGGCAAUGAAGAAGGGGAGACACGUUGCAAGUGGGUCUCCAUGGGAUGGCAUCCCCGGUCUAUUGCGUAGAAUGACAACAGAUGAUGCACUCUUCUUUGUUAACAAGCGCGGCAGGCUGCUACAGUUCACGGUUGCUUUGCGGAAAUUCAAGUGGAAGGACUGCCACAGUCCUCCUGACACCAAGGUUGCAUUCAUAGUGGACCAGGAGGUCUUCAGAAGAAACAUCAUCUUCGUGGUAGGGCGCAACGGCCGCCUGUACCAGUACAACAGGAUCACAGAGCUAUGGCACGGGCACUACCAAUCACCUCACCUGAUCCUCUCGCGAUCCCCAGGGACGGCCAUGCGACCAUCGCCCCUGUCCCUGGCCGGCUCCCUCUUCAUGGUGUCCGAGCACGGGGGCCUGGUGGAGUACCACUUCAGCCCGCAGGACGGGUGGGAGUGGGUGGAGCACGGGACGCCGCACCGGGACGUGACCCUCGUCAGCGCCCCGGGCCCAUGCUUCGACGGCUCGCAGCUGUUCGUGGUCGGCUCCGACGGGCACGUGUACCGGCGGCACAUGGAGGGGCGGACGUGGAGGUGGACGAGCCACGGGCACCCGCCGUCGGAACCGGCCGCCGCGGACGACCAGACCUGCGCCACGCCGGGCGCCGGCGCGCAUCACGCGGACGGCUUCAGCGGGAGCUGCGACGGGAAGGUGGCGGCCGUCCGGCCGGUGCCGUUCUCGGGGGACGCGGUGGUCUUCGAGCUGCGAGACGGCCGGCUGGCGGAGCUGCGGCGGCCGCCCUCCGCGGAGGGGUGCGGCGGGUGGGAAUGGGCCCGGAUCAUCGGAACGCCGUCCAGCGCCUGCAUGACCAGCUACUGGACGGCCGUCGCCACGUAGCCGCCGCCGGCUGCCGGUUGAUCGGCAGGGGGGUGGAGUUCAAAAUUUGAAAAGGUGAAAAAAAAAACAGAACCGCUGAUCAGCCAGCCUGCUGACGCUAGCCCACUCGGGGGAAAAGAACUGUGCUGUGGGCCGUGGCACGAUCCCGUCCGCGUGGACCCAGGAGGCCGCUUUCCCGAUUAGAAUUGGGCGUCCCAAGCGACAGGCAGCAUGAAAGGAUACUAAUCUUCAGAAAAUUCAGCUUAUGUGUAAUCUUACAUCACAUUCUAGCGAGAAUUAGUGAGUAACAGCUUAGUGCUAGCAGUAUAACUUUCUCUUAUAUUUCAUAUGUGCAUAAAGUAUUUUUCCUGUCAUAGAGAUUUCAGGUUGGACUUUGGAGACCACUUAACUGCAAGACGUAAUGUGCAUGAAAAAGAAGAGUGUGCUGCUUGCACAUAAUCUUUCUAAUGAAAAUAUUGUAUCGAGUCACAAGACAUGGUCUAUGUGAUUGAGAAGGAUGCAGAGUUCCCAAGGCUGGGGAGUACCAGCGUUGUGGCAGCCAGUAAAACGAUACAGCGUUGGCGCAAACCACCGAGUGAUGCUGUUAAGAUCAACUCGGAUGGGUCUUUUCUGGUCGAAACAGGAGAAGGUGGAUGGGGGUAUGUGACCAGAGAUGGAGAAGGCGUUGUGAUUUGCGCAGGUGCUGGAAAUCUCACACGUCGGACGGAUGCACUCCAAGCUGGAAGUGCGAGCGUGCUUGCAUGGGGCCAAAGCAGCUGCCGAGCAAGGUAUGGGAAAGGGUGAUCAUGGAGACGGAUUCACUGGUGCUGAUGCAUGCCAUGAAGGAUAAUUCGCACAGGCUGUCUAUGGUGGGAGGCGACAUCCUAGAGCUGAAAAACUUUAUGAGUGAACAUUUCAUUUCUAGUACUGUGGCCUUUGUGCCUAGAUCAUGUAAUAGGAUUGCUCAAACUCUAGCAACGUUGGACUCCUAGCUGUGUGGAGGAGUUGGUAGCCAGCGGUAACGUUGAGCUGAUAAGUUAAUGGAAAUCCUUUUUCCUUGAAAAAAAA